Oncorhynchus masou masou (cherry salmon) is the source of this 3924-nucleotide messenger RNA. RefSeq names its product kelch-like protein 33. Bases 564 to 3071 code for a protein of 835 amino acids. Gene Ontology annotation, molecular function: protein binding. The transcript has 5 exons. The record is from RefSeq and is a predicted model, not a curated record. NCBI's taxonomy places the organism in Eukaryota, Metazoa, Chordata, Actinopteri, Salmoniformes, Salmonidae.
AAGCCUAGCCCGUGAACGUGUGUGAGAUCAAGAUCAGAGAGAGUGUAGGAGUCUGAGACAGAGAGAGAGAGAGAAAAGAGAGAGAGAAAAGGAGACAGAGAGAAAUAGACAGAGAGAGAAAGAGAGAGAGAGAGAGAAAGAAAGAGAGAGAGAGAGAGAGAGAGUGAGAUAGAUAGUGAGAGAAAGAGAGUGAGUGAGAGACAGAGAAUGAUAGAGAGAGGAGACAGAGUGAGAGAGAGAGCAAAAUAGAGAGACAGAGUGAGAGAGAACGAGAGAGAGAAAAAGAGAGGCAGAAAAGGUGAGAGAGAGAAAGAGAUACAAAGAGAAAGAGACAGAGAGAGAGGAAAAAUGAGAGAGAGGUGCACAUAAAGUGUCUGAGUGGAUAAAGAAAGAGAUGUGUGGUUGAGAGAGAAGGGGAGAACAUUUAGAUCUGGGCUAUGUGUAUAGCAGUAGAUAGUUAGCAUAACAUAUACAUAGCCUACAUAAUCAGUGAGAUAGAGGUUGUCUAAAGAGCAGUUGGAUCGAUCUCUAACUGAGUCCUAAAGUUCGAGCCAUAAACAGCCAUGGAGUUUACCAGACGUUACCUGCCCAUGGAAUGGGAGGAACGGUGGAGGAAAGAGAAGGAAAGGAGGAGAAGGGUGAUUGAGGAAGGAGGAGAAGAGGUAGAAGCGGACGAUCGAAAGCUGAGGUGGAUUGUGGCCUACAACAACAACCGGAUGGGCGUGACGAGGAGAAAGGAGAAAGAGGGAGCAAGGGUCAAGAAGAGGAUCGACAGCACGGCAAACCAGGGAGAAGAGGAAGAAGAAGAGGAAGUGUCAGAGGAGAGGAGGGAAGGACUGGGAGAUGAAGAGAAGGUUUGUACAUUCUACAGACAUACCUAUCCUAAAGAGGUAUUCCAGGGUCUGGAGCAGCUCAGGGACUCCUCUCUCCUCACUGACCUGACUCUGAGCACUGAGGCUGGGCAGCAUCUUUAUGCACACUCCCCUGUCCUGGCUGCUGUGAGCACACUUGUACACCAGAGACUGCAAGAGAGGGAUGAAGAGAUGGAGAAGAGGAGGGGGAGGAGAGAUGUUGACAUGGACAUAAAGACAGAGAUAUUCAUCAGUCUGGGUCCUGAGGUGGGGCUUGUGGGGCUGGCAGGGGUAGUGGAGUUUGCCUACACUGGGGGCUUAGCAGCUCUGAACAGACACACACUGGCCCAGAUACAGACUGCAGCUACAACACUAGGGGCCCCCAGAGUACUAGAACUCUGCAGUGAAGAGGAGGAGAAAAUUAAGAAGGGAGUAGAGAAGAGGGCAGAAGAGAAGAAGAUCUCUACUGAAGAACAGAUGAAGGUCAGUCUUCAGUCCAUCAGAGAGCUGUGGGCAGAGAGAGUGGGCUGUGAUGUGGAGCUGGAUGUUGGAGGAACAUCAUUCCAUGUCCACAGAGUGCUCCUGGCGGCCACUUGUGACUACUUCCGGGGAAUGUUUACCAGCGGGAUGAGGGAAUCACAGCAGCCCUGUGUGGCCCUUCCCUUCCUGGAGGCAUCUGAGCUUGAAGCUCUGAUUGGCUGUUCCUACAGCGGGUCCCUCUCCCUCAGCUGGGGGUGUGUCUUUGAGAUCACCUGCACCGCCCUGCAGCUCCAGUUCCAGCCCGCCCUCUUGCUGUGCCUCGAUUUCCUGGAACGGGAAAUGGAUGCCCACUCAUGUCUGGAUGUGGCCUCCUUUGCCCUGGCUUAUGGGAUGCUGGGACUACUCGAGGAGGCUGAGGACUUUGUUCUGAGGAACUUCCAAGAAGUGUCUACCAGCCUGAAAUUCCUGGACCUUCCGGCUGAUAAACUGCUGGAUUUUCUCCACUCUGACGGCCUCUGCGCGCCCUCAGAGCUGGCCGUGUUCAGGGCUGUGGUGGUCUGGGUAGAGGCCAACCCGGCAGAGAGGCUAGCCCAGGCCCAGGAGCUGAUGACAGGAGUCCGCUUCCAGCUCAUGACCUUUAAGGAGUUCAGAGAGGUCAGGGCAAUCAACCUGCGCAUGGAGUGCAGCAGCGACACAGAGGUGGAUCUGUACGGCUCAGCCCUCAAAGAGUUUGGCUUCAGUCUCCCCGAGACCCUGGACCAGUGUCGGAUCCGACGGCCCAAAGACGCCCUGGUUCUGGUCGGAGGCGACCAGCUGGAUCCUGACUUGGGUAAACGGCUUCCCAGCAGGCAGCUGUGGUUCGCUAACUCCCUCCGCACCGGAACAGGCUUGGUGAAGGCCAUGGACUGGAGGAUUCUGGGAGAGAUACCAGAGAAGCCCAGGUUUAGACACGGGGUGGGGGUGAUGGAGGGGCGACUGUACGUGAUCGGAGGGUGUGAGUUCUACACAAAGACCGAUACGCUGAAAUCGGUAUACAGGUAUGACCCCAUGCAGGACAGCUGGCAGAGGUUGGCUGACAUGCAGGAGUACAGGAGUAACUUCUCGGUGGUGGUGUGGGGUGAUCGUCUCUACGCCAUCGGAGGAGACAUGGACAUGAAUACCAACCUGGACAGUGUGGAGGACUACAGCCCCGUAUCUGACACCUGGAGCUUUGCCAAGCCUCUGGACCAGACCCUGAGUGGCCACGCUGUCACAUUGUUGGAUGGAGAGAUCUUCAUCUCAGGGGGGUUCGACUGCAGGUACCAGUGUCUGACGUCCAUGUUCCUGUACCACCCUGAGAGAGGAACUACCUACCUGGCAGAGAUGAGCCAGGAUCGGGCCCAGCACUGUAUGGAGGUCCUGCAUCAUGGUGGUGAUGGUGGUCUCUGCGUGGUUGGAGGGGUGUGUAACCUACAUACAUUCUACACCGACCAGCUGGCCUGUGAGGUCUACGACCCUGUUAGUGACUCCUGGAGCGCCCUCACGCCCCUGGCCAUCCCCCAUGUUGGAGCAGCCUCUGUGGUUCUGGAGGGGAAGAUCUAUGUGCUGGGAGGAUACUGCCAAGAGGACUACAGGGAGACCAGACUGGUUCACCGAUAUGAACCCAUUACCCAACGUUGGGAGAAUAUAGGCAAGAUGCCCGGACCUAACACUGACAUAAGAGCCUGUUUGCUCCGCCUACCCGUCCACUUGAGACAAUGAGAGAGGGAACGUUCGAGGGUGAUAAAGUUCCACAUUACAUUGAAGUUGUUUUUUAUGAACUGAAAAACACUUAGAAAGAGGCAGGACUACUUUAAUGCCCCACCUGCUUGCCCACUUGAGACAAUAAAACAAUGAGAGGGAGGGUCACAUGGUGAGAAAGAGGGCUGGGGUUGCCAUAUAUAAUAUAAAAUAAAUCUGACUAAAACACAGAGAAAGAGCUAUGCUGGCAUUUGUGAAUCUACAGGUGCGAAAAAAAACAUAUUGUAUGCCAGAAAUCAUAGCCUAAUUCUUUAUGUCACUGAUAUAUUGUUUUCAUUGAAAAACGGCCAAUUCCAUUCGUAUUUGGUAUAACCCUACCUUACCUUGGGUGUUUAAUGACAGCACCUUAAAGUCCUGGUUGCAAAGUGCCGUCAUGAAUUUUUAACAUUCUAUGAUGGAUAUCUACUGUCAUUCAGUCAAUUACAAGAAAUAUUUGGAUUCAAAAAAUGUUCAUACCUGCUCCUACAACCUAAGACAUAAAUUAGUGCCAUUUAAGAUCAUUCAUAGGACUUUUUACACUCCUGCCAUAACACAUACAGUAUAAUACACCCAGAAAUGUCACAUCUCUGUUGGAGCUGCACAGAAGAAUACUAUUACAUAUGCUGUGGUCUUGUGACAAACUGACACCAUUUGGGGGUCAUGUACUGUAUGUCCUAUUUCCUUGUCACUGGGAAUGUUUUUUUCACUGUACUACACUUGCUGAAAUAUUUCAGGGAAAUAUUUAUUAAAGGCUAUCAUCCUUGUUUGGUACAGAUUUGUUUUUUGAGAUAAAACAUUUCCAGCACUGUAUAAGUGACGGUUCGGCAUCAUCAGG